Messenger RNA from Podarcis raffonei (Aeolian wall lizard), 1486 nucleotides. RefSeq names its product uridine phosphorylase 1-like. The record is from RefSeq and is a predicted model, not a curated record. The transcript is spliced from 8 exons. Bases 492 to 1430 code for a protein of 312 amino acids. Lineage: Eukaryota; Metazoa; Chordata; Lepidosauria; Squamata; Lacertidae. Gene Ontology annotation, molecular function: uridine phosphorylase activity. Gene Ontology annotation, biological process: uridine catabolic process; nucleotide catabolic process. Gene Ontology annotation, cellular component: cytoplasm; cytosol.
GUAUGCAGUUUUGACUAAAACACACAUUUUUGCAGGCAAAUAACUCACUUUUGUUAUUUUUACUGAUAUAUUAAUGUUGAUGCACAUUUUCCCUUAGUAUCUUCAUUUUUGUAAGCAUUAUUUGGUUGGAGAAGUACACUGCAAAAUUCAGAGAAAUGCAAAUUCCAAAGGAUGGUUGUGUUUUGUAUUGGCUAGAUUUGCCUUUAAAUGUGAACUGAAUCCCAUUUUACACUCAUCCCAGUGGAGAGAGUUUCUUUGGUCUCUUUGGAACCCACUGCCAAUCUACUCUGGUGGACUCCUUCAAAUUCAGGUAUUCUGAGAGGGAACAAUUUCUGUGAUAUUAUGAUGUAAUGAGUCGGAUGGCCAAUCAGAUCUUCCGUUGCAGAAAGAUAAAUGACACCAGGUCAGCCAUUGUUUCAGAGGAUGCAGGUUGGAGAAUUACUUUCAGAGAGCAAAGGGGCUCUUAGACAAAAAGCCUCUGGCCACACAGAAUGGCUUCUACAGGCACAGCUAAGAAGGCAGAAGGAGAACAGCCAUCAAAAGAAACUGCCAUUCAUGUCCCCAACCCCCACCUUCAGAAGAUGAAAGAGGACGUCCUGUAUCAUUUAGCUCUUGGAACUGGGACCCACAAUUUACCUGCCUUGUUUGGAGACGUGAAGUUUGUAUGCACUGGUGGAAGCCCUUUGCGGAUGAAAGCUUUCAUCACAUCUAUUGCUAAGGAGCUGGCCAUCGGGAGCCCGGCCUGCGACUUGCCCAACAUCUGUGCUGCGACAGAUCGGUAUGCCAUGUACAAAGCUGGCCCUGUGCUAGCACUUAGCCAUGGGAUAGGGAUGUCUUCCAUUGCAACUAUGUUGCAUGAGCUCAUCAAACUUCUGCAUCAUGCUAAAUGCUCCAACGUCAUCAUUAUUCGCAUUGGCACAUCUGGCGGAAUAGGUUUGGAGCCAGGAUCUGUGGUGAUCACCAAACAGGCUGUCAAUGCCUCUUUCAAGCCUCAGUUAGAACAGAUGGUCCUAGGGAAGUCUGUACUUCGCAACACAGACCUCGAUGAGAAGUUGGCUGAGGAACUGCUGGAAUGUGGCAAGGAACUGCAUCAGUUCAACACGGUCAUUGGGAACACAAUGUGCACCUUGGAUUUCUAUGAAGGUCAAGCUCGCCUUGAUGGCGCUAUCUGUUCCUACACGGAAGAAGACAAAAUGAAAUAUUUAAAGGCAGCUCACGAGGCUGGAGUAAGAAAUAUCGAGAUGGAAUCUGCCAUUGUUGCAGCAAUGUGCAAUCUUAGUGGUAUCAAAGGUGCUGUGGUCUGUGUCACACUCCUGAAUCGACUUCAAGGGGACCAGAUCACCAGCUCUCAUGAAGUCCUGGUUGAAUACGAAGAGAGACCCCAGAAGUUGGUGGGGCAGUUUAUUAAGAAGCAUCUUGGGGGGAAGUGACAUGUCUGCUUCUUUAAACUUCUCAUUUUCAUUAAAAUCCCGUGUUCCUUCACAAA